Molecule: messenger RNA, 13200 nt
Organism: Patella vulgata (common limpet)
Lineage: Eukaryota; Metazoa; Mollusca; Gastropoda; Patellidae
Product: bromodomain and WD repeat-containing protein 3
Exons: 36
Coding region: 87-5585 (1832 amino acids)
Biological process (GO): cytoskeleton organization; regulation of cell shape; regulation of transcription by RNA polymerase II
Cellular component (GO): nucleus
Molecular function (GO): protein binding
Source: RefSeq, a predicted model, not a curated record
AAGAAAAUGGCGACUAUUCUCGGGUGGUGUGAUAAGUGGUUUCGUCGUGUAUUUUAAUUGUAUACGAAAAGUGUGGAAUCUUCAAAAUGUCUGAGCCUGGGAGCUCAACAUCUUCGCCCUCAUCUAUUGAAUCAGAAUUGUGUUUUCUAAUAGCCCGGUUUUUAUCAAAUGGCCCAUGUCAAAGGACAGCAAAGGUGUUUCUCGAUGAAUUGCAGGAAAACAAGCUUUUACCUAAAAGAGUGGAUUGGGAAGGCCGCGAACAUUUCAGAAGUUAUAAUAACUUGAUUGAGAUAAAUCCACACAUAUCAUCUGAUUAUUUACUGAAGAUUUGUCAGAGAUUAGGACCUCUAGUUGAUAAAGAAGUGAAACCAUGUAUAACUGGUGUACGCUCCUUAUUAGGGGCAGGUCAGAUGUCCCUUUUAAGGACCAUAGAAGAUUUGAAGGAAACCAAGUGGACACCAUCUCAGCAUAUUGUAUUAUCUCAUGGAAACCCAGUAUUACCACCAGCAAAUUUAGCGCUACCAAAUAUAUGUCAUGUAUUGAGAGCUCAAGAAUUAAGUGGUAAAAGUCGAAAGGAUACACUAUUCCCCAGUCCAUUAUUUAGUAAACUUGUAUUACAUGAUAGAAAGUUAGGUCAUUUAUCAGCUGUAUACUGUAUUGCCUUUGAUCGUACUGGACGUCAUAUAUUUACGGGUGCUGAUGAUCAUCUUGUUAAAAUAUGGAGUGUAGAAGAUGGCCGUCUGCUAGCAACAUUCAGAGGGCAUUCAGCAGAAAUAACAGACAUGGCAGUUAAUUAUGAAAAUACAUUAUUAGCAGCUGGUAGUUGUGAUAAAAUGAUAAGAGUCUGGUGUUUAAAAACUAAGUCACCAGUAGCUAUUUUACAUGGUCAUACUGGUAUGAUCACAUCUGUUCAGUUUUGUCCUCAAUCAAAGGGAGACAACAGAAUUUUGUUGUCAACAGGAGCUGAUGGUUGUGUCUGUUUCUGGACUUGGAACAUAUCAACUAAUAAAUUCAAUUCUAAACCUAUCAAAUUUGUUGAACGGUCAAGAGCUGGAGCACGGAUGUUGUGUUCAUCAUUUUCACCAGGUGGUAUGUUUUUAGCUACUGGUAAUUCUGAUCAUGUCAUCCGUGUCUACUUUCUACAUAGUUCAUGUCCUGAAAAAAUCUGUGAGCUUGAAGUACACAAGGACCGUGUCGACAGUAUAGCUUACAGUAAUCAUAGUAUUAACUUUGUUAGCGGAAGUCAAGAUGGAACAGCUCGAAUCUGGCGCUAUGAAAGACAAGAAUGGAGAGCUAUGGUUCUAAAUAUGAAUUCACCAAGAAAAGAUACAGUAGCAACACCAACAUCUACACCAUGUAGUAAUAGUAAUCUAGAAGUACCAUGUGUAACAAUGGUGUGUUGGAGUAAGAAUGAUCUGCAGGUUGUAACAGCUGUUAGUGACUGUUCACUUAAAGUAUGGGAUUCACAUUCUGGAAAUCUUCUACAUAUAUUAAAGGGACAUGAUGAUGAAGUUUUUGUACUAGAAUCAAAUCCAAUAGCACCUCAUAUAUUUCUCAGUGCUGGUCAUGAUGGUAAAGUUAUUAUAUGGGAUAUCUUAAAAGGACACAAAAUUAAAAGUUUCUUCAAUAUGAUUGAAGGUCAGGGUCAUGGAGCAGUAUUUGAUUGUAAGUUUUCACCAGAUGGUCUUAGAAUAGCAGCUACAGAUUCACAUGGUCACCUUCUUGUCUUUGGUUUUGGUGAUGGAUAUAAAUUUAAAAAGGUUCCACAAGAACUUUUUUUCCACACUGAUUAUCGUCCUUUAAUCAGAGAUACCAACAGUUAUGUAUUAGAUGAGCAGACACAGCAAGCACCUCACUUAAUGCCUCCACCAUUCUUAGUAGAUAUUGAUGGUAACCCAUACCCACCAUAUUUACAACGACUAGUACCCGGUAGAGAAGAAUGUGCAGCAGAUCAACUUGUACCUCAUGUAGCUUAUAAUGAAGAUGGGCUAUCUCAGGUUAUUGGAGAAGAAGAACCAGUGCCAGAAAAUGUAUUUGUAGAACAUGGUGGUGGUGCCCUUCCUCCCACAGAACAACCUGCUGCUGAUGUAGCUGCUGCUUCUGUUGGAAGUCAUGGAGAAAGACAGAGUAUUGAUGCUAUGAUAGAAAAUCUACAAAGAGAACAGGAUCAGCGAGUGGCUAGAGCUGGGGGUGAAUCCCUCGCUUCUCCUCCGCCUGCUGGUGGUUCACCUCGUGCAUCUACAUCUAGACAUCAGUCAGGCCAAGGUUUAGUUGGUAUGAGACGCAGUGGAGAAUUAGAAGGUGUUAGACAAUCUUUAGAAAAUGUUUUACAGAGAGCUACACAGAGUGAUAUAGCUGCUUUAAGUCGUCGAAUAUUUGUUCGAGGACUAGAUCCAGAGGUUCUUAGACAAAGUGAAGAAGUGAGACAAGCUUUAGGUGAUGUGGAACAUAAAAAAUUCAUGUCUGAAAGAAAGAAGAAACCUGCAGGGGCUCAUGAUCAUGAUUAUGCAUUACAUCUUGAAAAUCGUAGGAAGGGAGGUAAAAAAUCUAGUAAUGGAAAUCAAGCAGCAGACAAUGAAGAAAUAACUACUAAUAGAUUAACAGCCAGAGCUUUAUAUGAUACAGAGGAUGAGGAAGAACAGAUGGAUUCUGAUUUAUGGGCCAGUGGUAAUGAAAGUGAUUCAAGUGUAUAUUCUGAUUGGAUGGGUGAUAGAGAAACAAACCUACAACCUCCUAAACGUGUGUCAACAAGAACACGCAAGAGGAAAAGAGUAACUUCAUCAGAAGAUGAUAUUGAUGAUGACGAUAACAGUAGGAGCGGUGGUCCCCGUGAAUGUAAACCUAAGAAGAAGAAACCUCCUCCAAAGAAACGACGACAAGCAACACGCCGACCUCAAAUAGAUCAAAGUAUUCAAGAAGUACCUGAAGAGUUCCGUCCACCAGAAUGGCUGACAGAUACAGUUCCUCGUAAAACACCUUAUGUACCACAGAUGGGGGAUGAGGUUAUUUAUUUUCGACAGGGUCAUGAACUCUAUUUGAAGGCUGUUAAAAGAACUAGUGCUUAUGAAAUCAACAUAGAUAAGAAUCAACCAUGGCAUAAAAACCCGAAUCUCAGGGAGCAAGAAUUAGUACGUAUUAUUGGUAUACACUAUGAAAUUCGUCCACCAAGAUUGUGUUGUUUACGUCUGGCAAUUAUUGAACCAGAAUCUGGAAAAGCUUGUGGUGGCAAGUUCUCUAUAAAAUAUCAUGAUAUACCAGAUGUUAUAGAUUUUGUUGUAUUGCGUCAGAAUUAUGAUACAGCCAUGUCAAGACAGUUUAAACAAGGUGAUAGAUUCCGUUCUAUAAUUGAUGAUAUGUGGUGGUUAGGAACCAUUGUAUCUCAGGAACCAUUCCAAGAAGAAUUUCCAGACAGCAUGUAUCAAUGUUUUAAUGUUCUAUGGGAUAAUAAAGAAACAGAAAAACUAAGUCCAUGGGACAUGGAACCAUAUGGCCCAACUAGGUCAACAAGAGUUACAGUAACAACACAUAAUGAAGGAUCACCUAGAGUAUUUGGUGAAGGUAUGCCUGUAUUACCUGAACAACUCAAUGAAUUACUGUACACACCUAAACCUGAGGAAUGGCCACCAUCAGGAAGGGAUGCAGAAUGUGAUAGAAUUGCCCAUGGUUUAGAGAUGUUGAUGGAACAUGCUAUAGCUGAAUAUUUUAGUGCUCCUGUAGAUCUCAGUGCAUUUCCUGUCUAUGCUAUUGUUAUUGAAUAUCCCAUUGAUCUCAGUACCAUAAAAGCUCGACUAGAAAACAGAUUUUAUAGACGUGUAAAUGCUAUACAGUAUGAUGUUAGAUAUCUAGAAACUAAUGCUUGUAAAUUUAAUGAACCAUCCUCGCAGAUUGUUAAAAAUGCCAGAUAUCUUACAGAAACCAUAUUGCGGUUUAUCAGUGAUCCAACAUGUGAAGAUCCAAUGCCAAUAUUAAAUCGGGUAUUACAAGGUGAUAGCAGUGAUGGCGAUGAAGAUGAAGGUACAUCAUCACGAAGACAGCGUCAGAAAAAUUCUGCGAAAAAGAACAAUGCAACUGAUGUAUCUAUUGAUCCUGAUGCCUGGUUAGACAUGUGUCAUCGCCUGCUGGAUACAGUAUUUGCAUGUGAAGAUUCUGGUCCUUUCCGUGCUCCAAUAUCCAUAACAGAUUUCCCCGAUUAUUUUGAUGUAAUUGAUACACCAAUGGAUUUUAGUCUGAUCCGCGACAAGCUCUCCACAGGCCAAUAUGAAAGUCCUGUAGAACUAUGCAAAGAUGCUCGAAUUAUAUUCCAAAAUUCCAAACAAUACAACACAAAUAAACGAUCCCGGAUUUAUACCAUGACGGUACGAUUGUCGGCCAUGUUUGAAGAAAAGGCAAAGGAAAUUAUAGCUAACUGGAAGCAGAACCGUGGUAAAGGUGGUGGUAGUAAUAGGUUAAAAUCACAGAUGACUGAACCAAUAGAUAGUGGACCAUCAUCAUCUCGUAUUCUGCAUCUGCCCGAUAACAGUCAGACACCUAGUUCCAGUCGUCCACGUCGUGCUACUAGAGGUCAUAGUAGUCAUUUAAACGGUUAUGUUAAUGGUUUUACAUUGCAUACCAGUAGUGGUAGAAGAAGGAGUGAUUCCGAUGAUGUAGAUGAAAACUCAGAUGAUACUAGAUCAACCAGAAUUAGAAAAAAUCCAUGUAGAAACAAAUCUGUUAAAGCAUCAACCAAUGGUUACAAAACAAGAGCAUCAACUGGUGCAUUAAAAUCAUCAGUCAAAGUCUAUGAGAGUUCAGACAAUGGUUCAUAUGAAGAUGACGAUGAUUAUGUGAUAGACAAUACUACUGCUGUUACUAUUACAACUACGACUACGACUGCCACUACUAAUAGUUCUGAAAAUAAUUCUAGUGAGGAAAGUUCAUCAUCAUCAUCAUCAUCAUCAUCAUCUAGUAAUGCUAAAUCAAAUGAUACAAAUGACAGCAAACCACAAGUUAGUGCGCGCCGGACAAGAAGAACUGUUCCACAUAAUGUGGACAGUGAUAGUGAUUCAGAACCUCCCAAGUCUCGCUCAUCAAAACGUGUAACAAAGAGGAAGAAAUAUAACAGAUCAGAAUCGGAAAGUGAUGAGGAUGAAAAUCAGUGUCGUUCUAAAUUGACUACACGGACAAAGUAUGAGAGUGAUAGUGAAUGUAACUUAAGUGAUGAGGAUGAUCAGACUGAACCAAACAGGAGAAUUAAAAAACAAAUAAUAGAAAGUGAUAGUGACAGUGAUUAUGAGGAAUCACAACCCAUAUCAAAAAUGAAACCAUCGAGUAGUGCUAAAAAUGUGAAAAAGUCUCAAAACAGUAAAAAAACAAAGUAUAAUAAAAGAAAGAAUAAUAAUUCUUAUGGUGAAGGUAACAGUCGCACAGGUAAAACUCGGACUACACGAUUUCAGGGUCGAAGAACUGUUCAUUAUCCAAAUGAAAGUGGAGAAGAUGGUGGUAAUUCUGAUGAUUCCCAGGAAUCAACUAAUGUUGCCACUGUUAGUAGGAGCAGUCGAGGAAGAUUACGUAAACCAUCUGCUAGAGCUAGAGCAACUUUAAUCUAAACAAUAUUCUGAGUUCCAUUAAGUUGAAGACCAUAUUAUUAUUUAAUAUGUAGUUGCUUCCUUGCCAUUAUUAUUUAAAAACAUAUUGCCUUCAAUUAUUUUGAUGUCAUAAGCAGAUUUUAAUGCUCGAAAAAUGUGUUUGUAAUAUUGUUGCGCCCUUCUUCAGAUUACAUUCAUCAUACAAUCUAUUUAGAAUUUAUAUAUUAUGUAGUUUACAUUAGCAAGACAAAGAAGCCUAUUUGAAUUUCAGCAAUUUCUGUUAAUUGCUUCUAGAGCUAUGGAAAUUGUUCCACUUUGUACAAUUUUGUGAAUGAUCUAACAAUGAAAGUUUUAUCAUGGGAUCUGUAUGAAAUUUAUACACAUUAUGUAUAAAUUGGGCACUCGAAGAGCCCUACUGAAUUUCAACACUUUACCAUUAUUACUUCUAGAUUUAUGGCCCUUGCUUAACUUUGUAUUUCCUUCAGACUGCUCAGAUGACCUACUGUGGGUGUAUGUUUUGUUGCCUGGCAAGCUUUGAAAAUAUGACUAAUAUGAAUUUCUUACAUUUGUGAGAAUAAUUUUGGUAAAAAAAGAUCUCAUAAUUGUCCCCCACCCUCAUAUUCCUGAAGCAAUGGCCCGAGAAAUCCCUCUCUGGCCAUUCUGGAUUGGCUUCUAAUACUUGAGCUUUUGAGGGAGUGUGUCUAUUCUUCCCAUUUAAUCAAAUCUAUCUAGCCCUUCGUUUAAUCUGGGGUCUUGCCUAAAACUUUGGACAGUGAUUUAAGGUAUAAAAAACGGUGAAAGUAUUGUUUGUCUCCAAACAGUAUUGUUUACAUUGUAUCCCUGUUGAUAGCCUCAUUUGUCACGUAAUUAGUUUUUCUGCAAUAUUCUGCUAUGCUCUAUGACGUAACGUUAUGUAAACAUAUCUGGUCCAAUUUGAAGCUCUGUUUAAAGCGUAAAGGUAUUGUUACGCAGUUAGCUAUUGGUUGUUAAUCGGACUAUUGACAAGUCAUAAUUUGGAACAGAAAUUUGCUUCCAUUACAGCAGUGUUAAGUGGGAUUAGCUCUAAUCAAAGGAAACACUGCAAGGAGUGUGCCCCACCCUCAACCUUUCCUAGAAAGCAGGGAACUAUUAAAACUUGCUUAUAUUUGUAAUUGGUUUUGAUGUCUUCAUGUUAUUGUCCCCCGCCUUUCGAAGAAAACAGGGGAUUAUUAAAAUGGGUUCGUCCGUCUGUCUGUCUGUCCGUCACACUUUUUGGGACACAAUAACUCUCUUUCUAAUUGAGCUAGAAUGUUCAAACUUGGUGUAGGUGUUUAUUAGGUCAAUACCUUGAUGGAGUUCGAAGAUGAGCAUUUUCCCUUAGGUAAGCGGAGAUAAGCAAUUUGAUUGGUUGAUGCUUUGGGACACGAUAACUUUAGUUAUAAUUAAGUGAGAGUGAUGAAACUUGGUGUAUAGUUUCAUUACAUCAAUACCAUGACUAAGUUUCGAUAAUGAGCAUUUUCUGCUUAGGGUAAGCAGAGAUAAGCAAUUUGAUUGGUUGAUGCUUUGGGAGACAAUAACUUUAGUUAUAAUUAAGUGAGAGUGAUGAAACUUGGUGUAUAGUUUCAUUACAUCAAUACCUUGACUAAGUUUCGAUAAUGAGCAUUUUCUGCUUAGGGUAAGCAGAGCGAUAAGCAAUUUUAUUGGCCAAGAUUUUGGAACAGAAUAACUCUCCUUCUAAUUGAGCUAGAAUUUUCAAACUUGGUGUAGUUUUUUAUUGGGUCAAUGCCUUGAUGGAGUUCGAAGAUGAGCAUUUUCUGCUUAGGGUAAGCAGAGAUAAGCAAUUUGAUUGGUUGAUGCUUUGGGACACGAUAACUUUAGUUAUAAUUAAGUGAGAGUGAGGACACUUGGUGUAUAGCUUUAUUACAUCAAUACCUUGACUAAGUUCGAUAAUGAACAUUUUCUGCUGAGGGUAAGCAGAGCGAUAAGCAAUUUAAUUGGUUCGUUCUCAAAGAGCGUAAAAAUAUGGUAUAUCAAGGUUGUGGACCCUAUAGAGGUCACAAUUUUUAUCAGAUUUUGUUGAAACUUGAAAUGUAAGUUUAUAACCCAAAGAUCUCGGUUUCUUUUGAAAUUCGUGCAUAUCGGACCGUAACGUCCAGAAUUAUGGCCCCUGAUUGUACGAAAAAUCACGUUUUUAGCUUGUCGACCCUAUAGAGGUCAUAAUGUUUACCCGAUUUAAAAAAAAAACAUUUGAAUAUGUCACCAUUACACCCUAAGGAUAGUUGAGUUCAAAUUUCAUAAAUAUCAGACCAAAACUGACACUUGGUGUAUAGCUUUAUUACAUCAAUACCUUGACUAAGUUCGAUAAUGAACAUUUUCUGCUGAGGGUAAGCAGAGCGAUAAGCAAUUUAAUUGGUCGAGACUUUGGAACACAAUAACUCUCAUUCUAAUUGAGGCAGAAUGUUCAAACUUGGUGUAGGCAUUCAUUAGGUGAAUCCCUUGAUGGAGUUCGAUGAUGAACAUUGUCUGCUUAAGGUAGGCAGAGAUAAGCAAUCUGAUUGGUUGAUGCUUUAGGGGCACGAUAACUUUGGUUAUAAUGAAGUGAGAGCGAUGAAACUCUGAAUAUAGAUUGACUAAGUUCGAUUGUGCGCAUUUAAACCUGAUGUAGAUGUUCAUUAGGUGAAUGUCUUGACUGAUUUCAAUGAUUAAAGUAGCUACAUCUUACACGUUGAAAAUGCGAAUUAUUUGUCAAUUCAAAUUAAGAUUGAUGUUGUGAUCUUACCAGGAAAAGGCAGGCUUCUGAUAUCCAAUAUUUAAGACAAAAUAAAUAUUUUACCAUUGGUACACGAAUCGUGUACCAUAGUGCAUUUUAGCGUUAUUUGCAACAAGUGACCAGAAAGAACGAGGCUAGACAUAUUCAACUGAAGAGCCUGCUGAAUAGACUUGAAUAACCAGAUGCUAAAAUUGCUAUAGGGUUGAGACACAUGCCUUAUUUCGCUGGACAUAACUGAUUUGAAAUUAAGAGUCAAAACGGAAACAAUUGAAUGUAAAUCAGUUUAUAUACAAUGCGUUGCGGCCCAUUUGGGUCAAUUUCAAGGUCCCAAGUAUUAGCGAUUUAGCUUCUUUAACAUUUCAAGCUAAAGCUAAGCAGAGCUAAUCAAUUUCAUUGGUUGAUGCUUUGGGACAAGAUAAUCUUGAUUCUAUCUGAUAGAGAGUGAUGAAACUUAGUGUGUAGUUUGAUUGCUCGAUACUUUUGAAAAAAGUAAAUGUGAGAUUAAUUGAUAUUAUGUGUCAUCUAUUUAUUUUGGGAUUUCCGCGGGGGACAUCGGCCUCACUAUUGGUUUGUUUAUUUUGUCAACAUAUAUCAUUGUAGAUAUUAAAUACACAUUACAUGUGACAUUUUACAUUUUAUAUACUUUUAACAUAGAAAUGGUAUUGAUCAAAAGUUACCUAUUGUGUGUGUGUAUGUAUGUAAAUUAGGAAUUAACUACUUGUAAAUGAUUAUGGUAUCACUUCGAGAACAAAUCUAUAUUUACUAUACAAAAUUAAGUGUUUGUUAAAAACAAAUGAAAAAAACAAUACAUUAUUUAGACAUAAAUUAAGUAAUUAAAGCAUGUAUGGAAGGGAAAUUAUCAAUUAUAAAUCAAAUACUAAAAUAAAAUAAAAUCAGGUGUGAUAAUAGAAAUUUGUUUUUAUACGCCCACAUUUUCAUGUGGACGUAUAUUGUCGUCGCCCCUGUCCAUCCGGACGUCCGUCCGUCUGUCCACAAUUGUUUGUGGACACUCUACAGGUCACAAUUCUUAUCGAUUUUGAUGAAACUUGAAAUAUAGGUUUAUCUCCAAAUAUUGGCAUGGAUCAGAUCGAAACCUCAUGGAUUAUGGCCCCUGAUUGUUUGAAAAAUCACGUUUUUAGCUUGUGGACCCUAUAGAGGUCACAAUUUUUAUACACCCACAUUUUUAUGUGGACGUAUUAUGCCGUCGCUCCUGUCUGACCGCACGUCCACAAUUGGCAUGUAUCGGAUCGAAACUUCAUGGAUUAUGGCCCCUGUUUGUACGAAAAAUCACGAUUUUAGCUUGUGGACCUUAUAGAGGUUUCCAAAUUUUUAUCCGAUUUUGUUAAAACUUGAAAUAAAGGUUUAUAACCUGAAGAUCUCGGUUCCUUUCGAUAUUCGCGCAUAUCGGACUGUAACUUUCUGAAUUAUGGCCCCUGAUUGUACGAAAAAUCGCGUUUUUAGCUUGUGGACCCAGGUCAUAAUUUUUAUCCGAUUUAAAAAAACGUAUUAUUAUAUCACCGUUGCGCCCUAAGGACGGUUGAGUUCGAAUUUCGUGAAAAUCGGCCCAAAACUGACAGACAAAAUGGCCGCGGUUCGUUCUCAAAUAGCGUAAGAAUAUGGUAUAUCAAGGUUGUGGACCCUAUAGAGGUCACAAUUUUUAUCCGAUUUUGUUGUAACUUGAAAUAUAAGUUUAUAACCCAAAGAUCUCAGUUCCUAUUAAUAUUUGCCCAUAUCGGACCGUAACUUCCUGAAUUAUGGCCCCUGAUUGUACGAAAAAUCAUGUUUUUAGCUUGUGGACCCUAUAGAGGUCAUAAUUUUUAUCCGAUUUAAAAAAACGUAUUAUUAUAUCACUGUUACACCCUAAGGACGACUGAGUUCGAAUUUCGUGAAAAUCGGCCCAAAAUUGACAGACAAAAUGGCUGCCGUUCGUUCUCAAAUAGCGUAAAAAUAUGGUAUAUCAAGGUUGUGGACCCUAUGGAGGUCACAAUUUUUAUCCGAUUUUGUUGAAACUUGAAAUAUAAGUUUAUAACACAAAGAUCUCAGUUCCUUUCGAUAUUUGCGCAUAUCGAAUUGUAAUUUCCUGAAUUAUGGCCCUUGAUUGUAGGAAAAAUCACUUUCUUAUUAGCAUGUUCUCUAUCCAUCUCUCGAAAAUGUGGGCGUAUCGUGCCUGGCAGCCACUGGUUUAAUUUCGAUUUCAUUUUUGAGCAAAUUCGAUUAAGAGGUGAAAAAAGGUGUAAAAUUGACCUAUUUACAACCCAUUCAGGCUUUUUAGAUUUUAAAAUAUUUCUACAUAACUUUUAUAAACUUAUAGCUAUUAUCCAUACGAUGAAAAUGUAUGGUAAAAUUAGUUUGUAAUAUGAGCAGUUACUGAGAAAUGGGCAAUUUUGCAUGAGUCCCUUUUUACGCUAUUUUGCCUGUAAAAGAGUCAAUUAUUAUUGGAUUUUCAUAUAGAAGUGACACCAUUUGAUGCGUAAUGUCAAUUUUGACAAGGUCAAACCAAUUUAACAGUUUAAAUGUCACCGGAAAUGACGUAGUUUGGGCAAAAACUGUAUUGAUAGCCUUCAAAACACAUAAUUUAUUCAUAUCAGUCGUAUUUGUUUAAAAUUUUGAUAUUUGAUUCCAGUCAACUAAUAGAAUGAACCCAUGCGAUCAUAUAGAUAACACAAAAUGGUUUCAAACUUGUUCAGGUGCGGAGAAAUAGGCGUUUUCCAACAGGUCACUUUUCAAGGUUUUUGGUCCAUAAAAGUGUCAAAUAUUAUUCAAUUUUCAUAAAAUUUCACUGUGUGAUACCUAAUGCCAUUUACGAUUUCAUACAUUUAAUAUAAAAUGUUCAUCACCGGAAGUACCCUCAUUUUGGCAAAAACUGUAUUUUUAGCCUCUAAAACAAAUACUUGUUUGAAGUAAGUGAUAUUCAUUAUUAGUAUAAAAUUAUGAUAUUUGAUUCCUAUGGACAAAUAGUAUUAAUCAAUACGAUCAUAUUGAUAUCACAACUAAUAGAAUGAACCCAUGCGAUCAUAUAGAUAACACAAAAUGGUUUCAAACUUGUUCAGGUGCGGAGAAAUAGGCGUUUUCCAACAGGUCACUUUUCAAGGUUUUUGGUCCAUAAAAGUGUCAAAUAUUAUUCAAUUUUCAUAAAAUUUCACUGUGUGAUACCUAAUGCCAUUUACGAUUUCAUACAUUUAAUAUAAAAUGUUCAUCACCGGAAGUACCCUCAUUUUGGCAAAAACUGUAUUUUUAGCCUCUAAAACAAAUACUUGUUUGAAGUAAGUGAUAUUCAUUAUUAGUAUAAAAUUAUGAUAUUUGAUUCCUAUGGACAAAUAGUAUUAAUCAAUACGAUCAUAUUGAUAUCACAAAAUUAUUUCUAGCAUCUUCCCUUGUCGAGAAAUAACCAAUUUUGUCAGGAUCACUUUUUAAGAUUUUUCACAUUUUAAUUUCAGUUUAUUGGUUCUGGGUUAAUUAUUUAUUGCCUGGUUUGUGUAAAAGAAAAGCCCAUAUGCUCCGUGGUGCAAAUUCUCGACUUUCUUCUACCGAUAAAAAUUUCUGUCGGCACCGGAAGUGACGUAAUUUUGCCCAAAACUUGAAUUUUGACGUGUCUAAAGGUCUUUUAAAAAGCAAAUAUUAAUGUUAACAAAUCGAAUAGAUCACGAUGAAUGCUCCUUCUAAUGACUCAAAAUUUAUCUAGCUUAUUUUUUUUUAUUUCGGUUUUGCGUUUGCACCAUUUUGAUUGAAAGGUGAAAAAGGGUGUAAAAAUGAACCUGUAGCAUUAAUCCAUACGAAGACAAUGUAUGUGAAAUUUAAUUUGUAAUAUGCACCGUUAUCGGGAAAUAGGCAAUUUUGCAUGCGUCACUUUUCAUGUUAUUUAGCCUGUGAACGAGGAAAUUAUCAUUCGAUUUUCAAUAUUCUUUUACCAUUUGAUGCCUAAUGCCAAUUUGGACUAGGUCAAACCAUUUUAACAUUUACACUGUCACCGGAAAUGACGUCUUUUGGGCAAAAACUGUAUUUUUAGCCUUCAAAACAUAUAUUUUAUUCAAAUGAGUCGUAUUUGUUUAAAAUUAUGAUAUUUGAUUCCAAUCAACAAAUAGAAUGAAACAAUACAAUUUUGUCAGGAUCACUUUUUAAGAUUUUUUUCGCAUUUUAAUUUCCCAUUAGAAAGUCAUCUAACUUAGCGGUAAGUUAGUAACAAAUUUUGUCAGGAUCACUGUUUUGACAGAUGUAACACAUGGUAACAAAUGUAUAAAUGAAAUUGAUAUUGCUGGGUGUGAUUGAUUCUGCGUCCAUUUUAUUACACGUCUGCAAUGUUUAUGUGGAAAUCUGUUUCGCGGUUCCAUUGGUACCGGAAGUGACAUAAGUUCAAGGGUAACGUGGCACCGAAAGUGACACAAGUUCAAGGGUAACGUGGCACUGGUGAAACCCAUCAUUACUGCAUCGCAGUUCUAGUAAGGUUUGUUAUUACAAACAAUUAUCCUAUUAGUGAAAGAUUGUAUUGUCAGAAUUGAAGUAUAUUGAAAUUGAUAUGAUUUUACUUACAUGUGUAUGUAUAAGUAGUAAGUUCAAAAUAGCUUGCCAUCUUUACCAUAAAAAAUAAUAAUGUUUGAAUAAACUAUCAUUUCAUUAAUUAACUGGUUACUGGUCAACAUAAAUGUCAUUGAUAACGUUAGCAAAAACUACUUAAUUUCCAAGCUCUGUCUUUGCAGAUAUAAGGAUCUCAAUGAAAUAAGGUGUAAUUAUAAUGGUAUUAAAUUUAACUUGUUAAGAGAAUAUGCCUGUCUAUUACUUAUAUUAUUGUAUAUAAGAAUAUUAUUGUAAAUGUUCAUUCCUUUUAUAAAACAUUGAAGUGAAUUAUGUACCAAAAAAGUGUCCUUAACAUUAAAUCACUGCUAGCAUUUU